Notolabrus celidotus (New Zealand spotty) is the source of this 2005-nucleotide messenger RNA. RefSeq names its product makorin, ring finger protein, 4 (gene mkrn4). Lineage: Eukaryota; Metazoa; Chordata; Actinopteri; Labriformes; Labridae. The transcript has 8 exons. The record is from RefSeq and is a predicted model, not a curated record. The coding region runs from base 151 to 1311 and encodes 386 amino acids. Gene Ontology annotation, molecular function: ubiquitin protein ligase activity; metal ion binding. Gene Ontology annotation, biological process: protein polyubiquitination.
AAAUAGAGCUGUGCAGUAAUCAAGACGCGUUUAUGUAUAAACCUGAAUUCAGACUACGUAACGUCAACGUCAACGUCUCGUUGCUAUUGGCUCGUUUCUAUGGUAAUUAGUAGAAGCAGCCGGCUGUGAACUAUUUAGCUAAGUAGCAGGAUGGAGUGGGAUUGGCCGCAUGCUCAAAACACACGGAGGAUGGAUGCAGCCCGUUAUCGAGGUAUCUGUAGGCGUUUUCUAAAUGGCUCAUGCAGAUUUGGUUCAAGGUGUUAUUAUCGACAUGAGUGGCCAGUUCUACCAACAGUCCAAAUAUGCAGGUACUUUCAGAAAGGUGCAUGCUGGUACGGUGAACACUGCAGGUACCUCCAUGUUCUUCAACCUGAAGUGGCUGCAGGUAGAAGAGGUUCAGUGCCCACCGUCUCCUCCUCCAGUGUUUUUUAUCAUCUGCCCAACCGAAGAGGGUCAGAGCCUUCUCCACUGCAGGCUGAAGGGAUGUCCAGCCAGGAAAUCAGGGGCUCAGUGUCUGUGGUUAAUAUCUCAAAUCCUCAACGCAGUACUGGGCGUCCUGCAACCUAUAUUGCUGAGGAACAGUCACAAGAUCCUCAUUCUGUUCUUUCUGCUUCUGGGGAAUCCUACCAGAGCUCAGACAUUGCUCCAGCGAGUGUCCAUAACAUGCAAAAUAAGCAGGAGGCUUCUUCCAGUGAAACGGGUGAUGAUGAUGGAGAUGACCGUGGUGGUGCUGCUGCUGCAGUGGUGGACCCAAGUACCAGACUGUCGGGGAUGGACUCUGAGGCCUUCAAUCGGAGUAAAAUUGUGACCUGUGGCAUCUGCAUGGAAAUAGUGUAUGAUAAAACAGAUCCAGGAAGCCGUACGUUUGGAAUCUUGCCCAACUGUAAUCACUCCUACUGUUUACAAUGCAUCAUGACGUGGAGAAAAACCAAAGACCUUGGGCCAGACACAGUGAAGACCUGCCCACAGUGCAGAGUGAGGUCUGCCUUUUACAUGCCUCACAAAUACUGGGUUGAAGGACCAGAAAAGGAGAGAUUAAUUGCUGCCUUUAAAGACAAAUUCAGUAAGAAAAGCUGCAGUUAUUAUUCACGACACAGAUGCUGCCCCUUCAAAACUGAGUGUCUUUAUCGCCAUGACAAAGCUUCACGCCCUGGGUCGUUUCAGUAUCCUAUAGAUGAUGAAGAUGACUACGAUGGAGUAGAUCUGCUCAAUCUCUUUAUAGCCAUGACCCUACUCGGUGGUGAUGAUGACUCUGACGAGGAUGAUGACUAUGACUUUCCUUUUUACCUAGCUGAGGAGUAUGGUGUCUGACCUUUUUUUUGAUAUUUUUUUUAAUAUCUUGUCUGUGCCUAAAACCAAUUGAUGGGGUCUGACCAUAAAACUGGCCCCAGAAGAACACGUCUGUUUUGCCCAUUCUGUCCCCGUGGAUCUUCAUUGAAACCUAUUGAGGAGCCAUGAUCAAUAUCAUCUAUGCUCCAUGGAGGGCCAAGUGUGUCCAGGAUUUUAAUCACAGUUGGACUAGAGCAGGUCAUUUUACUGAUUAGCCCUCCUUCAGCCAGAGGAACUAACCUUUUGAAAUCACCUGCUAGACUCUCUAAUCUUACUUGGCUUUCCAUAGCAUACGGUAUGUCGCCCCUGCCCUAGAAAGAAAGAAAAAAAUGCCUCCCUGGUUGAAUUUGUUUUCUCUCAGUGCCAGACUGUUUGAAAUGCUGUUGCAGAUUGUCAUAUAAGAGUUCAUUUGAGGUUCCUGUCUAAGCAAAUUGUGACAUUUUGCUAUUUUAAAGUGUUGAGUGGAUGAUAGUUUUAAAUGCCUAAAUAGAUAAAAACUGUACUGUAACCUUGGAUAAAUUGUACUGUAGCCCUACUUGCUUAAGUCCACUACUGAUGAUACCUGCCUCAAUUGAUGAUCCCUCCUUUCUAUAUUUGGCAAAAACUGAAUAGUUUAAGAUUUUACUUCUUUUAAACAAGUUGUACUUGUACACAGAAAAUAAAACAUUGCUUCACA